Messenger RNA from Suillus plorans, 627 nucleotides. RefSeq lists its product as uncharacterized. Lineage: Eukaryota; Fungi; Basidiomycota; Agaricomycetes; Boletales; Suillaceae. The record is from RefSeq and is a predicted model, not a curated record. The transcript has a single exon. Bases 1 to 627 code for a protein of 208 amino acids.
AUGCUGGGGGCUGGUGGAUUUAAGACUGCUCAUCCUGGUUGGCUUUCUCUCACUCCUCUUGUUAAAAGUGGGCUAGGAUCGGUUCCUGGUCAAAAUGUUGCAGUGAAGCGACCGUUUCAUAAGGUGUUUCCAUCCGCCUCAAGCCUUAUGUACAAAAUAGGUCGUUUUUCGUCAAUUGACGAAAUAGCCAAGCUUGGCAAGGAAGCAAACAUUUUAUAUUGGGCUCAUUCUCUCCUACAGCUCACAUAUGCCUUCAUCGAUCACUGUAUUGCCUCCUCUGAGGAACCUCCGCCAUUUGACAUCCCUCGUGUGCGCUUCGUUGACGCUGGCUUGGCGAUCUCUUACUCUCAACAUGAUUCCAAACCUACGAAGGCAGGCUCAAAAACAGGCUCGUCGUGUGUGGGAUAUCUUGUAGAGGAGCUUAUUGAAGGCGGGCCAGACGUUUUUAUGAAGUUCAUUCACAACAUGGACUCUAAUCCUCUGCUCGAUCACGAUGAUUACUAUGGCUAUGAAGUAGCUUCGUUCUUUUCUUUCACGCAACACGUGCAGUAUGUAAAGACAGGUGGCUUGGCCUUCAUCUCAGACUAUCAAGGUAAUUCAUUGCUUUGCAGCUCGAUACACUACUGA